Soboliphyme baturini is the source of this 1983-nucleotide messenger RNA. Lineage: Eukaryota; Metazoa; Nematoda; Enoplea; Dioctophymatida; Soboliphymatidae. The record is from the annotation of a GenBank genome assembly.
AUGAAGGCGUCUGUCACCAUCCUCAUAACGAUGUUGCUGAUGGCUGCCGAAUCGUACGACCGAACCUCUUCGGCAGUUCGAUGGUGCAGUGCAGGACAGGACGCUCAGGAGUUGUGUUGGUUGUUGGAGGAGGACCUGAGGACUAUUGCAACGGUCCCUUCCUUCAGUUUUGUCUGCAUCAAUGGUCGCCACAUUCUCGACUGCUUGGAGAAGAUCUCUAAUGACGAGGCCGAUGUGAUGGCGCUUGAUCCGAACUACGUUUACGUCGCUGGAAAAUACUACAAUUUAGUAGUGGCGCUGACGGAGACGGUGAACGGCAGCGACUCAGGUUUCUCUUAUUCGGAAGAGACGGUUGUGGUGAUUCGCAGGUCUUCGUUUCCGUCAGGCAGACUGUCGCAUUUCAGCGGCAAAACGGUUUGUCUGUCUCAGAUCGACGACCAGAACCUUCAGUACCAUGCCUUGGUCGGCGUACUCAUACCACUGGGCAUUGUUCCAUCGAACCUUCGAAAUUGCAGUUCAGUGAUAGAGACGCUGUCCAAGUUUAUUGGUCCGUCGUGUGCGCCCGGUCAGUGGACGAAAACCGCUCAAAACGAGGUUCGUCAAAAACUGUGCGCCCUGUGCAAUGAUGAGUGUGAUGAGCACGACAGAGAAGCAGUGGAACAGCGUGCUCUGGAUAGCGACGAAUACGGCUACCUAUGUUUACAGAGGAACAUUAAUUCCUUGAACGAAUCAUGUCCGUGGCUCAUCAAGCAGAACUGGGCAUAUGUGACCAAAGCGCAUCUACCUGCGGAAAAAUCUUUGGCCGUUAAGAAAGCCAUUCGUUCUUUGUUUCAGAUGUUCAGUGAGAAUAGGUCAAUGUGGUUCAACGAGCUGCUGUUCCCCGGUUCUUUUAUCACCGGAAUCCAUGACGUCUACUACCAAAGCACCUACGAACGGUUUCUUGGAAAAAUUUUCGUCAGAUCCAUGGAGACCACUUUUCCGGACGUUUGGUGCGAAGAGCCGUUGCUACGAUGGUGCGUCUACGACGAAGCCGGAAUGACAAAGUGUAAACAGAUGAUGAUGACAUGGCAGAGCGUACGGCUAAGACCAAGACUUUUUUGUGUGUUCUCUGAAGAUGUCAAACAUUGUGCCCAGAUGAUCAGUGACAAUAAAGCUGAUAUCCUUGUGGCCAACGCGGACGACGCUAUCGAUUCGAUCAUUCGUCACGAUCUCACACCUGUGGCUUCCGAGAUGUCGGACGACAUUGUUUGGGGUUACGUUUUGGCCAUUAUUCGUUCUAACAGUACCAUCUCGUUGGACACGUUAUUUGGACUGAGGGCGUGCUUCGGCCAGUCAAACCCUAGUCAGACCACGGAUGUCUAUGUGAUGAACGUUCUGGCCAAGUUCGGAUUGCUCAGCAUGCACAAAUGCAACUGGAAGCAGGCCAAAAACGAUUUCUUCCGCUUGACAAGCUGUCCAGCUCCGUCUAACGAUCAUAAUGACACUGGACAAGAGCCAGAUAUUGCCUUUGUCCAAUGGCAGAAGCCGUUCGACCAUCAUCUGAUGAACGUCGAUGGUUUAUACGAGCUGCUUUGUCUCAAUGGCCGAAGAAGACCGUUUAGUGAAUACGAAACUUGCCACUGGCUUCGAAUACCGAGGAGGGUGGUAAUGUGCUCAACCAUGCACAAGACCAUUGCCGAAAGAGAGGCGAUCGUAGAUUUGCUACUCAAUGCAGAUAAACAGUACAGCAAACAUUACAAUGACGGGUUCAGCAUGUUUGCCACACCGAUGGACGAGAGGUCGCUCUUCGACCGGUCUACCAUCAGCUUGAAAGCAAUCAGUCCUAACGAGUCUGUGAUUGAUAUAUUUGGGGCUCAGUACUUCGAUAUCCAACAGCAAACCAUUCAGUGCAUGACGUCUACGUCUCAGUCGCUAAGUUUAAACGUCUGUUCGGUCAUGCUCCUGAUCUCAUGGCCGUUCGGCGUUUGGCUAUCUUGCUCUUGA